Messenger RNA from Ziziphus jujuba (common jujube), 3561 nucleotides. Its product is annotated as deacetoxyvindoline 4-hydroxylase-like. The record is from RefSeq and is a predicted model, not a curated record. NCBI's taxonomy places the organism in Eukaryota, Viridiplantae, Streptophyta, Magnoliopsida, Rosales, Rhamnaceae. The transcript has 4 exons. The coding region runs from base 202 to 1110 and encodes 302 amino acids.
AUAAAUAAAUGUAGAGAAGCAAGUAAAAUGCAUCCCAAGUGAAGACAAGUGCAGCCAGCAGGUGAGAAGCUUCCCUCGGGAGUGAGAGAAAAGAGAGAGUUUCGUGAAGAGAGAGAGAGAGAGAGAGAGGGAGAAAAAGGGGGGGUCUUCUCAGUCCAACAGUAACUUUUUCAAAUCCUUUUCAAAAAAAAUAAAAUAAAAAUGGAUGUCACAAACUCAAGUGAGAUUCACACGGAAUCUGAAAUCGAGUAUGACAGAAAAAGCCAACUGAAAGCGUUUGAUGAAUCAAAAACUGGGGUAAAAGGACUUGUAGAUGCUGGAGUUAAAAAAAUCCCAAGGAUUUUCAUCCAUGAAAAGAACAAGCUUGACGAAGAAGAAGAAGAUGGGUUUUCUCAUGGGGUCUCCGAUUUCUCUAUUCCAGUAAUAAACUUGGAGGGCAUGAAUGUUUAUGGAAGCUUACGCAAUGGAAUAGUGAAGAAAGUUGGAGAAGCAAGCAAGAAUUGGGGUGUCUUUCUAGUUGUGAACCAUGGGAUUUCGUCGAACACUUUGGAUGCAAUGAUUGAAGGUGUUCGUGGAUUUCAUGAGCAGGAUAAUGAGGUAAAGAAGAAGUCCUACUCACGUGAAUAUGGAUCAAGAGCCUUCACAUACAACAGCAAUUAUCAUUUGUAUGAUAACCCUGCUACUUACUGGGUCGACUCCAUGCAUUGUUCUAUGCUCCCUACUCCACCCAAUCCCCAAGAAUUGCCCCAAGCAUGCAGGGAUAUAAUGAUUGAGUACUCGGAGAAAAUAACGAGAUUGGGAUUUAGUAUAUUAGAGUUGCUAUCAGAAGCUCUUGGGCUGAAUCCAAAUAAGCUGAGAGAUAAGGAUUGUGGAAGAGCACUUUUUCUUGUGGGCCAUUACUACCCAGCUUGCCCUGAACCAAAUUUAACAUUUGGGAGUGGUAAGCAUACUGAUAAAACUGCCUUCACUUUGCUACUGCAAGACCAAUCUGGUGGACUUCAAGUCCUCCAUGAAAAACAAUGGGUCAAUGUUGCACCUAUACCAGGAGCUCUCAUUGUAAUUCUGGGAGAUAUGAUGCAGCAAGUUUACACUAUUAAACGCUAUAGUUAAUUUUAGCUUGUUUGGAGUAAUAAUUGUAUCAGAUUUGUUGAAAUUGUAUGGUUGUUGUUGUUGUUUUGGUGCAGCUAAUUACCAACAAUAAGUUCAAAAGUGCGUACCACAGGGUACUGGCAAAGAAAGUAGGGCCAAGAAUCUCUUGUGGUAGUUUUUUUAGGCCAGAUUUUCUAAACGAAACCAAUCUCCAAGUGAAUGGACCAAUCAAGGAGUUACUUUGAGAAGAAAACCCACCAGUGCACAAAGAUACCUCUUAAAAAUUAUCUCACUCAUUUAUUCUCCAAAGGAUAUCUCACCUAGCUUUCCUCCCUUCAAAGUGCAUUUGUUAGAUCAAUUCCCCGAGUCACUAGAAAGAGGAUGAAAGAGCUACCACUUCCUCAUUCAUGGCCUAUUUUUCUGAUUGAUACCCCCCAUUCGACCUAAGGCAAAAGAGAAGUUGUACAAAUAAAGGUUCUUUCAUGCAAUGCAUAAAGAGAGCUCUUUAUGUGGUCUCACUUUAACACCAUCUGAAAUGCACGAAACUUUGAUUGGCGGGAAAUUCUUUAAAAUUGUGAAGCUUUUGUUUGUUGUGUGUUGAAGUUCAAUUGGAAUGUUGGACCGUAUUUGGAUUUGAUUGGAUUAUUUUAAAUUCCGCCCAGUAAAAAUUGAAGUUGUCCAGUAGUUCAACAUUCCAAAUGGGCAUUAGUGGUCUUGGGCUAGGCGAUUUCAAGCUCUGAAGCUGACCAUCUCCCCAAACAAUAAAUCUGAUGUUUCCAUCUACACUUCUUGGAACUGGUGAAAAUUGGGAGUUGAUGAAGACUAUCAGUGCUACUGAAUACUUGAAUUAUGAAGCAGGUCAAGGAUAUGGUUCCAUUAUACCUGAUGCUCCUCCACUGAGGGAUUAGACUCUAAGACAAAGAAAUUAGCUGAUGAUGUUGGUAAAAAUGUAAUGGAGUAUGUAGAAGCAAUGGCAAAGGUAGUUGAUAUACUGGGUUGUAUGUUGUCUGCAACUAUAAGUCAAAGCUUCUUUUUUCCUUCCCAUCUGCUUUUUGUUUCUUAUGCAUUUGCAUGGACCUUAUUUCUUUGUAUUAUGUAGGUCAAACUAAAGAAGGGACUGAAAUCCGCCAUGAAGAUUUCAACUGCAUGAAAUGUUUAUCUGGCAGUAAGCUUUGAACUUCUUUUAUAGCUAAUAUAAAGAGAGCCUUGUUUAGUUCUUUUAUAGCUCAUAUAUUUAUAGCGAGAGAAAGAGAGAGUUGUCUGGUAUAUAUCUACUUGAUACGUUUAAUUCACAAAUCUACCCCUUGGAGUGAGCUGAAAAUUCAAUAUUCUUCCUGCUCCUUAACAACAAUUCAAAUCACAAUCGGAUGUAGGGAACUGAAUGCUGGAAGCUAUAAUGGAGGAUCGACCACUCUGUGCUAUGGUUAUGAGAACCUUAGAGGGGUUGGUACAUAUUCUUGCAUGUAUAUUAGAACCAUUUAUACAAUCAUUUUCUCUUGAAGCAAUGAAUCUGACAGUAAAUUUCUAUGUGGUGUAGUAUGUCUUCCAUGUUGAGGUAUUUUUUACUUGCAUUUUGGCAUUGAAGGUAUUCAAGCAGAUCAAUUUGCCUCCUGAAGCAUGACUUUCACUUUCUGAUGAAAGUGAAGAUGUUGAUAGGGCAAAGCGACCAGAAGGUAUAAUGUGAUAGAAUUGAGCGAGAAGAGGCUAAAGCAGAGAAUUAGCAGCACAACUGAACAAAAAUUUCAGGUUAUAAUUUUAACCUUCCUCCCCCUAUGUCUUUUGUUUUAGCCAGUUAAGCGGUUGAGAAAUAAUGGUUGAUGUGGUUUACAAUAAUUGAAACGCCAUACAUAGCAUAUUCAUCAGUUCCUUUAUUGAUCUUACUCUGUUCAGUUUCACCCUGUGCUAAUUUAAGACUUGGAUUCUGGUUGCUUUCACUUCACAUUUUGGUUGACAAAUUGCUUGUUAUUACAGAUUUACCUUGAUGCAGAAAUUGUGCUGAUAUCUAUUUGCCAUUUAGUUUGUGCACCCAUUAAGCCAACACCUUUUCUGAUUGUUCUUUUCAUACGGGGUACUUUAUUAACAUAUAAUCGUAGUUGUUUUGUUAAUAAAUCUAUAAAUUUGUGCAUUAACAUUUUAUUAGCUACUGUUUGAAGCAGGCAAUAAUGGAAAGAAGCAAAAGCCUACAAAAUCUGCAUUUAAAUCAAGGGAUUGGUUGGUUGAAGAUGUGUUCUUGUUUUUAUGUAACUUUACAAACAAGAAUAUCAAAAAUUCAAAACCAUUUUAUUUUUGUGAUUUGUUUGGUGGAGCUUUUGGAUUUCCAUGCGGUUGGACGGCACAACUAUUGUAUAUAACUAUGAGAAAUACAUAUAUCAACAUGGUCUAUAUGGAUAACUACCACAAAAAAGAAAAAAAAAAAAAAAAAAAAGGUCUAAAUCGAUACUAGUAGCUUGUCUUAUUAUGAAUUAUUUCGUG